UCGCUGAGCGGGUCCGUAUAUUGUCAGCGCGCUCUGGGCGACUGCUGAGCCAGGCGACCGCCGAGCUUGCGGCGAUCCCCGUCAGGUGCCCAGUAAAGCCAAUGCGCCCAGGUCCGGCGGGGCAAGAGCAGCCGGCGGUUCCGGGCAACUUGGGACUGAGGAUCUGCAGCAGGGGCGUGGAUUUGGCGUCUGGACUGGGCCAGGAGGCCAUUAUAUGAUACAACCGAAAGAGACUGUGUUAUGUAUGCAGUGACCGGAUCCGAAAACCAGCUCAGAAAAGCCCAAUUACACGUAGUAUUUCCACCUGGCAGUGAUAGUCCACGCCUUUGAUCCCAGCACUUAAGAGACAAAGCUUGCAGAGAAAUAACCGAUAAAUGGAAGAGCAAAGUGUCUGAUUUGAAGAUGCCCAUAUCAAAUCAUUGUACCAGGAAACCUUUUCCUGCUGUUUCAAAAUGGGAGAUUGUACCUGAGUGUGGUGGCACAGGUCUGUAGUCCCAGCACUCUGGAAGCUGAGGAAGAAGGAUCACAAGUUCAAAGCCAUCCUGGACUACAUAGUACAACCCUGUCCAAAUAUGAAAGAAAAGGGUGUAGAUGGAAGUCCUCUAUGAGUGUGGAAGCCAUUAACAGAGUAAUUGCUGUCUGUUGCCAUGACAACCAGUCGCUGCAGUCACCUGCCCGAAGUCUUGCCAGACUGCACCAGCUCAGCUGCGCCUGUGGUGAAGACGGUGGAGGACUGUGGCAGCCUAGUGAAUGGGCAGCCACAGUAUGUCAUGCAAGUUUCAGCCAAGGACGGGCAGCUGCUGUCAACAGUAGUGCGGACUCUUGCCACCCAGAGCCCCUUCAAUGACCGGCCAAUGUGCAGAAUCUGCCAUGAGGGCAGCAGCCAAGAGGACUUACUCUCUCCAUGUGAAUGUACUGGGACCUUGGGGACAAUCCAUCGGAGCUGCCUGGAGCACUGGCUGUCAUCCUCAAAUACCAGCUACUGUGAACUCUGCCACUUCAGGUUUGCAGUGGAGCGCAAACCCAGGCCGUUAGUGGAGUGGCUUAGGAACCCUGGCCCCCAGCAUGAGAAGCGGACUCUGUUUGGAGACAUGGUGUGCUUCUUAUUUAUAACGCCCCUGGCUACCAUCUCCGGCUGGCUGUGCCUUCGGGGCGCCGUGGACCACCUGCACUUCAGUAGUCGACUGGAAGCCGUGGGACUGAUUGCUCUCACCGUGGCACUCUUCACGAUUUACCUCUUCUGGACACUAGUGUCAUUUAGGUACCACUGUCGAUUGUACAAUGAAUGGCGUCGGACCAAUCAGAGGGUGAUUCUCCUCAUUCCAAAGUCUGUCAACAUCCCUUCUAACCAGCAGUCCUUGCUGGGGCUCCACUCAGUCAAGAGGAACUCAAAGGAGACAAUUGUUUGAUGUCUGUGGGGUCAGAUGGUGGACUCGUUGUUGGGGGUUUAGAAGUCUCUGCACUGGGGCCAUGCGCUGAGCCACCCCAAAGCCCUUCCCUCCGUCUUUGGGUCUAAGAACAUCUUACCGCAUCGCAUCGCCUGAGUAAGGAACUCAGCCAGAAGGAAACAAUGCUGUUUGACUUCAAAAUCAUGGAUGCUGCACUCAGAUGACACUCGCUAAGCUGCCAAACAUGUCUAUCUAGCAGAUACUGUAAGGACUUUCUGAACACCUCUCUAACAUACGAGGAAGGUAGUCCUGCUGAGGAUGCAAUGCAAUUCUUCCUUUUUUAUUACUAUCGCAAAUAUAUAUAUAUAUAAAUGUAUAAUUUAGAUGAUAAUCAAAAUUGAAAAGCCAAUGUACAAACUGGUUUCUUGGUUUAGAUGGGUUUUAUUUGGGUUAGUUUAUUCAUUUCCCCGUUUCUACUGUGGAUCUUUGGUGGCUAACUUGAGGGCCCGAAUGGUCUUUUUCAUCUCUUUUAUGUCCCUUAUUCAAGGAGACAGCAUAAUUACUGCAGAACAAGUCACAUUUGAAGGGUGUUUUGUACUAAACCUCAUUCAGUUAUUCAGUUUUUAAAAGGGAAAAAAGGUGUGGCAACUCACCACACCACGCGGUGAGCUGUUUACUUAAAUAUUAAGGAGGAAGUCAUGGCGAGAUGCUCCCUCCUUUCAACUUGUUUGGUACUGACAGCUGAUAGAAGCUAUUUUCUAAUAAUAAAUAUCUGGUGUGUGAAAGACAA
Messenger RNA from Rattus norvegicus (Norway rat), 2178 nucleotides. RefSeq names its product membrane associated ring-CH-type finger 3 (gene Marchf3). The record is from RefSeq and is a predicted model, not a curated record. Lineage: Eukaryota; Metazoa; Chordata; Mammalia; Rodentia; Muridae. Gene Ontology annotation, biological process: protein ubiquitination. Gene Ontology annotation, cellular component: lysosome; endosome; early endosome membrane. Gene Ontology annotation, molecular function: zinc ion binding; ubiquitin protein ligase activity.